Hyposmocoma kahamanoa is the source of this 1186-nucleotide messenger RNA. RefSeq names its product estrogen sulfotransferase-like. Lineage: Eukaryota; Metazoa; Arthropoda; Insecta; Lepidoptera; Cosmopterigidae. The record is from RefSeq and is a predicted model, not a curated record. The coding region runs from base 93 to 1118 and encodes 341 amino acids. The transcript is spliced from 8 exons. Gene Ontology annotation, cellular component: cytoplasm. Gene Ontology annotation, biological process: sulfation. Gene Ontology annotation, molecular function: sulfotransferase activity.
CCGCAAAAUAACAAAAUGGCUCAUGUAGUCAGGACGUGUCAAACUCUCGUUUUCUUGUCGUUUAAUACGAGUAUUAGUCAACCAGACAAAUCAUGAAUAGUAUUAAACAUUUUCCUUUUGACAUAAAGGAUGUCGACUCGGAAACAACAGCGAAACUCUGUAAAUAUUUUUCAGGGGAAAGUGCUUACGUUCGGAUUGGUCCCAAACAGUAUUUCAUGCCGCGAAGUUACAAAGAAGAGGCGGCUAACAUUUACAACAUGUCUGUAAGAAGCGAUGACAUUUUCAUUGUCACUUAUCCACGUACAGGUACCACGUGGACUUCGGAAAUGAUAUGGCUUAUUGAAAAUAAUCUCGAUUAUGAGGCGGCAGCCGCCGUACCCCUUGUAAAACGAUUUCCAUACAUGGAUUUUCAAACUUUAUUUAACGAAGUACAAACAAAACGUAUAUAUGAACAUAACAAAAACGAUGAGGAUAAGACAGCGCUGGCCAAAUUUCUUUUGGGUGGCUCAAAGGUUAUAGAAAAUCUACCUUCUCCGCGUUUUAUCAAGACACAUCUUCCAAUGUCAUUGUUGCCACCGUCAAUGCUCGAUACUGCUAAAGUCGUGUACGUAGCACGGAAUCCUCAAGAUGUCGCAGUGUCAUAUUACAACUUGAGCAAGCUGUUCAUAACUUUUGGCUACAAUGGCGAUUUUAAGACCUUUUGGGAAUUUUUCAAGAAUGAUCGGCCCUAUUCCCCAUACAUAGAGCACGUAAAGGAAGCUUGGGAAAUGAGAAAUCAUCCAAAUAUGCUGUUUUUGUUCUACGAGGACCUCGUUAAGGACUUGCCGGGAGCAAUAAAUCGUAUGGCGACAUUCCUGGACAAGAAAUUGACUAAAGAUCAAGUAGAGAAACUCUGUAAGCACCUUAGCAUCGAAAGUUUUAAGGCGAACUCUUCUGUGGAUGGCACCGCAUACAAAUCCCUCGGCUUUUUAGCGACAACAGCACAGCCCUUUAUUAGAAAAGGCAAAUCCCAAGGGUGGUACGACCAUUUCGACGAAGAGAUGGCAGCGGAUGCGGAGCGCUGGAUCGCCGAAAACUUGCAAGAUACAGAUCUGCGAUUCCCUAAUAUGACCAAAUAGUACAAUAAGUCUAUAUAAUAUAAAAUAUAAUUGGAUCGAUGGAAUUUUUUAUGAGUGUUCGAUCUUUG